AUGGCCAAUGUCACCUUGGUGUCAGGAUUCCUCCUGGUAGGGUUGUCUGAUGACCUGGAGAUGCAGGUUUUAUACGGUGUGCUCUUCCUAGUGAUUUACCUGGAAGCUGUAAUGAGUAACAUCUUCAUCAUCACUCUCAUCACACUAGACCUACAACUCCAUACACCUAUGUACUUCUUCCUAAAAAACUUGUCCUCCUUGGAUAUCUUCCUUGUGUCAAUCCCAAUCCCAAAAUUCAUUGUCAACUGCCUAACACACAACUAUUCCAUUUCCAUUUUAGGGUGUGCCUUCCAACUACUUUUAAUGACUUCUUUCUCAGCAGGUGAGACAUUUAUCCUUGCAGCCAUGUCCUAUGAUCGCUACAUAGCCAUCUGCUAUCCUUUGCACUAUGGGGUCAUCAUGAAUGGCAGCACUUGUUUGCUGAUGGCAAGUGCUUCCUGGGCCAUUGGAGGACUAUUUGGAGCUCUGUACACAGGUGGUACAUUUUACAUGCCCUUUUGUGGCUCCAAUGUGAUCCCACAGUUUUUCUGUGAUGUUCCCUCAUUAUUAAGGAUUUCCUGUUCUGAAACACUAGUGGUCAUUUAUACAAGUAUGGGGAUUGGUAUGUGUUUAGGUGUGUCUUGCUUCAUCUGUAUUUUGAUAUCUUACAUUUUUAUUUUCUCCACUGUGCUGAAGAUUCCUACCACAACAGGUCAGUCAAAAGUUUUCUCUACAUGCUUCCCUCAUCUCACAGUUUUUACCCUUUUUAUCACAACUGCUUCUUUUGUUUAUCUCAAGCCAUCUUCAAAUACACCUGCCAUUACUGACAAACUUCUUUCUGUCAUCUAUACUGUGAUACCCCCAAUCCUCAACCCUUUAAUCUACAGUCUGAGGAACAGGGACAUGAAAUGGGCUCUGAUGAGGUUGCUGCCAAAAAUACACAAAUGA
This is a messenger RNA of Choloepus didactylus (southern two-toed sloth), 927 nucleotides long. RefSeq names its product olfactory receptor 14A2-like. Gene Ontology annotation, biological process: G protein-coupled receptor signaling pathway. Gene Ontology annotation, cellular component: membrane. The transcript has a single exon. The coding region runs from base 1 to 927 and encodes 308 amino acids. NCBI's taxonomy places the organism in Eukaryota, Metazoa, Chordata, Mammalia, Pilosa, Megalonychidae. The record is from RefSeq and is a predicted model, not a curated record. Gene Ontology annotation, molecular function: odorant binding; G protein-coupled receptor activity; olfactory receptor activity.